GCAGAGAAGAGACAGGUAGCAUGGCUCCUGGAGAAAAAGAAAGGGAGGCAGGGCCAGCCAAGAGUGCCCUCCGGAAGAUACGCACAGCAACCCUGGUCAUCAACUUGGCCCGAGGUUGGCAGCAGUGGGCAAAUGAGAACAGCACCAGGCAGGCCCAGGAGCCCGCAGGCUGGCUGCCGGGAGCAACCCAGGACCCAGCCCACACUCCUAAACCAGUGAUACACUCCACUUCCUACCAGCAUGUGCCCAAACCUCCAUCUCCAAAGCUAAAGGGACAUGGAAAUGGACAAAGCUCAGAAGAAGCCACCGAGGUCUCCUGUAUCAAAAGGAAAGAAGUGACCAGAACAGUUGUCAGCAAGGCUUAUGAGAGAGGAGGAGAUGUGAACUCCCUGAGCCACAGGUAUGAGAAUGAUGGGGGCUUGUCUGAACCUGUUCAGCCAGAGAAUGGCAUUGACAGAAUCCUCCUCAGCCAUGACUCCCCAACGCGGAGAAGAAAAUGCACCAACUUGGUGUCAGAGCUGACAAAAGGCUGGAAAGUGAUAGAACAGGAGGAUCCAAAGUGGAAGAGCGACAGCGUAGACACAGAAGACAGCGGCUACGGGGAAACGGAGGAGAGGCCUGAGCAGGAUGCAGUGCUGGUGGCUGCUACCCGGAUCAAACGCCCCUUGCCCUCCCAGGCAAACAGAUACACAGAAACACUGAACUGUAAGGCCCAUCGGAGGUACAGCCAGGUGGACAACUUGAAAGGGAAAUGGCAACAAUGGGCUGAUGAACACAUACAGUCACAGAAGCUCAAUCCCUUCAGUGAAGAGUUUGACUAUGACCUGGCCAUGUCCACUCGGCUACAGAAGGGAGAUGAAGGCUAUGGACGUCCCAAGGAGGGAAGCAAGACAGCUGAAAGGGCCAAGCGAGCGGAAGAGCACAUCCACAGAGAAAUUAUGGAGCUGUGCUUUGUUAUCCGCACGAUGGCUCGCCACAGACGAGAUGGCAAGAUCCAGGUAACUUUUGGAGAACUCUUUGACAGAUAUGUUCGUAUUUCAGAUAAAGUAGUGGGCAUUCUCAUGCGUGCCAGGAAACACGGACUGGUGUACUUUGAAGGAGAGAUGUUAUGGCAGGGCCGAGACGAUCAUGUUGUGAUUACCCUACUGGAGUGAGCCUGCAACAAAUCAAAUUGACUGCUACUGUCCUACUGUCAAAUGCUAAUGUAUUAAAAUGAAAAUGCAAGUUGUUCUGUAAUGUUAAUAAAGACUAAAUAAUUUUUAUAUAAAUGA
Nannospalax galili (Upper Galilee mountains blind mole rat) is the source of this 1271-nucleotide messenger RNA. RefSeq names its product actin binding Rho activating protein (gene Abra). Gene Ontology annotation, cellular component: sarcomere. Gene Ontology annotation, biological process: positive regulation of Rho protein signal transduction; positive regulation of transcription by RNA polymerase II. The record is from RefSeq and is a predicted model, not a curated record. The transcript has 2 exons. Bases 21 to 1154 code for a protein of 377 amino acids. Gene Ontology annotation, molecular function: actin binding. NCBI's taxonomy places the organism in Eukaryota, Metazoa, Chordata, Mammalia, Rodentia, Spalacidae.